This is a messenger RNA of Parastagonospora nodorum SN15, 1251 nucleotides long. RefSeq lists its product as hypothetical. The transcript has a single exon. Gene Ontology annotation, biological process: meiotic cell cycle; positive regulation of transcription by RNA polymerase II. The record is from RefSeq and is a predicted model, not a curated record. Bases 1 to 1251 code for a protein of 416 amino acids. Gene Ontology annotation, molecular function: DNA binding; DNA-binding transcription factor activity. Gene Ontology annotation, cellular component: nuclear chromosome. NCBI's taxonomy places the organism in Eukaryota, Fungi, Ascomycota, Dothideomycetes, Pleosporales, Phaeosphaeriaceae.
AUGAGCGAUUCACCCCCCUUCAACUCUCAAGAGACCUAUCACAAGAUCAUAAGCGAUGGCGCUGAUGUAGCUCCCACGAUCGAUGCAAAGAUCGAAAAGGGAUUCUUCAUGUCUGGUGACGGCGUCUGGACAUGUUAUCGGAGAAAUUACUUCUCUGUCAAUGUUUCUUUUGGAUUGAACCCAUGGACGCCAAACGCAAGGCUCUUCUUGGAUCAAGGAAAUGGUAAACCGCAUGAGCAAAUCCAGUCCAUGGCUGUAUCGCUUGCGGCGGCCGUAGAUGGCACGGCCGGCAAGACCAUUGAGCUGAUACAACAUACACCCAAACGUGACAAGGGGCCACAACUUCCAAUGAAGAAGGAGUUGCUUGCGCCGAAUCCUCCUGGCAAGAAUCACGACCACAGUUCAUAUGGUUUGAGUAACUUCCAUCAACCCCCAAGCGCUCCAGGACCCCAGCUCCCGCUUCAGACCGAAAACGACUCCUCACAACAGUACUCGCCAGCAAGUCAUACAAGCAGCAACUCCCUCCACGCAUUUGAACGCAUACAGUUCAAGUCGGCCACGGCGAACAAUGGCAAGCGUAGGGCUCAACAGCAAUACUACCAUUUGAUCGUCGAACUCUGGGCGAAUGUCCAGAACCCGAGGGACACCGAGCCGCGCUGGGUCAAAGUUGCUGCUAAGCUGUCACAUCCCGUCGUCGUUCGCGGAAGGUCACCGAGCCACUACCAAAACGAAGGCCCUCACAAUGCUACAACAAGGGGCCCCGGAAGCUCAGGCUUCGGGGGCUCUGGCCAAAACGGCAUGAGUGGGCGGGGCAGUGUGUCAUAUGGCUACGGCAAUGGCAACGGCCUUUCUGGGGGAAGUGGCACAGCAAUGGGCGGAAGCAUGUAUCGCGGGAACACCUACUCGCUGGACCCAAGCCCCGCAGGCAGUCAUUCAGUCAGCUCUGCAAGUUCCAUGAGCGGGGGGCCCGUGGAAGGGCUUGUUGGCGACCAGCACAUGACCGACGAGGAUGACGCCAAGAUGAUGAAUGCUCCCCACGAUUACCAGUACUAUCCAUCUGCGCUGUACGAUGGCAUACCUACCAAGGCCGAAGGCACUCUUCCUCUUCCUGAAAGGAGAUCAGUCAAAGAGGAGUAUCCCGGCCACGCCACCGCGUACACAGGCAUGCAAGUUGGUGGCUGUGGAAGAUUCACCGGCAUGGAGAGUAGCCGCGGCUACUAUCCAGAUGUCCACGCUCACACUGGGUACUGA